This is a messenger RNA of Daktulosphaira vitifoliae (grape phylloxera), 1671 nucleotides long. Its product is annotated as phospholipase B1, membrane-associated-like. The transcript has 8 exons. The record is from RefSeq and is a predicted model, not a curated record. Gene Ontology annotation, biological process: phospholipid metabolic process. Gene Ontology annotation, molecular function: glycerophospholipase activity. Lineage: Eukaryota; Metazoa; Arthropoda; Insecta; Hemiptera; Phylloxeridae. Bases 197 to 1486 code for a protein of 429 amino acids.
GUGACUUAUUUAUUUGUAAGACAGUUAAAAAUUGUGUUUUCAUUAAAAAAUUUUAAGUUAUUAAAUUAUUUUAAACCUGAAAAAUAUUAAGCUCAAAUAUAAGAUUUCUCUAUUUCUUUAUACAUUUUUAAACACUCAAUACUAUUUUAAAAAUUAAGCAAUUGGUAAAAAAUAAAGUUUUGAGAAAAGAUUGACAAUGAAGACAUUUCUACGUGCAUUAUUUCUCUGGAUGUUUAUUUUAAGUGCAAUCGAAUAUAUUGUAGCAAUAAAUUACAAAACUAAUCAAUCAGAUUAUGAACUAUUUGAUACUUCAAAUAACAAAUUUUCUCCUGGGGUAAAAAUUUUCAAAUACAUAGUUUCACCUCUAAGUAAUAGGAUAUUUUCCACAUUACCUAGAAAUCCUGAAUUGUUACGAAAAAUGAAUAGAAUGCAACCAAUUUUUCCAAAAGAAAUGAAAUUUCCAUGUGAUACGAAUAAUACUAGAUCAAUAGAAAGACCUAAUAGUGUACAUCAGUUAAGACCGGGAGAUAUAGAUGUUAUUGGAGCAAUAGGUGAUUCACUAGCUGUUGGGAUGGGAACAUUUACAAACACUUUAUUGGAAAUAUUUAUUCCAGAGGAAGGAGUGUCUUGGAUAGGAGGAGGACAUGAAUCAUGGAGACAAUAUUUAACAAUACCAAAUAUAAUAAAAGAAUUCAAUCCUAAUUUGUUCGGCUAUGCUCUUGGUACAUCAAUGUCGAAAUUCAUUAAAAAACAAUUUAAUGCCGCGGAAGCGGCUUCUGAAAUUGAUGAUUUACUACCUAUGACAGAAAAUCUUAUAAAUCGUAUGAAAAUGAGUAAUAAAGUUAAUUUUAACCAAGACUGGAAGCUUAUUACUAUUCACAUUGGUGCAAACACUAUUUGUCGCGGGGUUUGUAUCAGUUCUAAUAUAUCAACAUUCAUAAGAAAUUUUAGAAAUCAAUAUAUGAAAUCACUUCAAUUUAUAAAAAAUAAUUUACCGAGGACUAUGGUUCAUCUCCUAUCAACUAUUAACUUGGAUACAUUUUUUCUAAACAUGAAAAGGCCUCAACAAUGUCACUUCAUUAAUAAUAUUUUGGAAUGUCCAUGUUAUUUGAAUAAGUUAUUUAAAUCAAAGCAAAUUCUUUACUCACAAGUUAUUGAAAAAAUCAAAGAAGUUGAAAAAAAAAUCGCUGAAAAUCCCGAGUUUAAAAGAAAUGAGAAUUUUACUGUAAUACUUCAACCUAUAACUGGAAAUGUAUCUAUUCCUUUAAAUAAAAUGAAAACAAAAGAUACAACUUACCUAGCAUCCGAUUGUUUUCAUCUUAGUCAAAAAGGAUAUGCAUUGGCUGCUACUUUAUUAUGGAAUAAUAUGAUGGAGCCAAUCGGUAAAAAAGCAAAAACAAAUAAUAAUAUAAAAAUUGGUCAGUUGAUAUGCCCAACAAAUGAAUCACCAUUUAUCGCUACUUGGAAAAAUAGCUUAAGAAAUUAAUUUCUUGUAAUGUUUACAAAAAGAUUUAUUGUUUAAAAAAUCUUGAAUUUAAUGGUUAAAUUAAUGAUAAAAAAUUUUCCAACAAAAAUCAUUGACAUUACUCAAUAAUGUAUUAUUCAACAAUCAAAGAUAAAUUUAUAAGGCUGAUAUUGUAAAAAUUAAAGUAAACAUUAUAUCAAUAUUCA